UCCAUUUUUGUUCGCAAACCAAGGAGGAGAGAAACGGAAACGCCCUUUCCCUCACUCUCUCCUCUCCUUCCUCAUCCCUAUCCUCUCUCCUUUCAAUGGAUGCUGCCUUGCUCUCUGUAAAAUCUCCACACACUCUAAUUUUAACCUCGUGUGCUCCACUGCUCCCUCAUUCCAAUCUUCGAUCAAUCCGCCGACAAUUCCUCGGCUGUGGUCACGAUCUCCGGCCUCCCGGUGGCUCCAUCCGAUCUCGAAGGAAAUGCAAGAAAUUAGGCCUUUUUCAGGUCCAGUCGCCGCGGUUUCUCGUCACGGCUUCGUUGGGCUCCGAUUUGGUUCUUGUUGUUGUGGCAGUGACGACAGUCUCUGUCAUCUCACUUGCUUACUUCAACCACUCUUACAAACAGGGGAAGGAGUCUCGUGAGGUUCCCUAUUCUCCUAAACUUGCAUCAUCUCGUCUAGGCAGAUAUUUUGUGGACCUCAUUAUGAGAAGUCGAUUCUUAUAUUUUGGAGGUCAUCAGAAAGAAACAUCUAUCAAAAUCAGUGUAGAUUUGGUGAAGAAAACGGAAGAAAGUAGAAAGUCUUCUGAUGAUGAAGAGACUUGCCUACAAUUUCAGGAAGCUGCUUUGGUGGAUGAUAAUUCUUUGUCGACCAAAUCACCAGAAUCACUUGGUGUUGAAUCUCUUGCCUUUGGAGAUAGUGAGUACAAAGAAUCUCAAGCUAUUAGUCUAGCUCUUCAAUCACCUAUGCUACCUGAGGCAGGUGUUCAACCACAUAUGUUUGCUCCAAACAUGCUGAGAUUGCAUAUGGAAAAUGGCAAGAAGGAAACUGGAUUUGAUCCUGAGACUCAUAGAUUAGCAAUAGACAUUCAAUCCAAUGCUUCUUCAGUUCUUGUAGAUGAUAUUCAUGCUUUUGUGGAUGAAAAAAAGAGUCGAUACUCAAACAAAUUUGAUGCUGGUGAACAUACUAAUCACUGUAGCGUAUUUAGCAAGUCUCCCAGAGAAGAGCUUUACACCUUUUAUGGAGAAAAUCAAUCAGCAUCAAGAUCUCCAAAGGUUAAUGAUCUUGAAGCACUAUGUUAUCCUUCUCUUCCUAAAAGCAAUAACUUUUCUUCACUUAAGAGGAACACUGAAAUGAAGUUGGAACAAUCAGUGCAAAAGGAGUCUCACAAAAUUACAGAUGAUGUUAGAGAAGAGACGCCUCAUGCUUAUUAUAGGAGAGGUUCCUCACAGAAGAAGAAAGAAUUAAGAAGAGACAGAAUAUUUUCGAAGGAGAAAGAAAGUAGACAUUCGGUUCAACAUGCCCUUGAGAGUAUUCCCCAUAUCUCUUAUCCAAAUAACGUGGUUGAUAAUGACAAAGAUCAUCAUGCAGAACAGAUGAGUGCUUACAAUCGUUUACUAAGAGAUGGGAGGUUGGGUGAUUGCAUGAAUUUGCUUGAAGAUAUGGAGAGAAGGGGUCUGUUGGACAUGAAUAAGGUUUAUCAUGUGAAGUUUUUCAAAGUCUGCAAAAGCAAAAAGGCUGUGAAAGAAGCCUUUCGUUUUGUGAAGCUGAUCCCAAACCCAACCUUGAGCACCUUUAACAUGUUGAUGUCUGUAUGUGCACAUUCGCAAGAUCUGGAUGAGCAGUUUUUCAUUUUAAUGAGAACUUAUUGCUAAAUGAUUUUGGUAAUUUUCUUUUUAUAUUAAAUUUGGUUUGGAUGGACAUAUAAUUAUCCUAAGUGUAACAUGUCCUCAUAGGUUUUCCAUGAGAUGGUUAAUUCUGGAGUUGAACCAAAUGUUCACACAUAUGGGGCACUUAUUGAUGGUUGUGCCAGAGCAGGACAAGUGGCUAAGGCUUUUGGUGCUUAUGGAAUUAUGAGGGCUAAGAAUGUGAAGCCAGACAGAGUUGUAUUUAAUGCACUUAUAACUGCAUGUGGUGAGUCAGGGGCAGUGGAUCGAGCUUUCGAUGUGUUAGCAGAAAUGAUGGCUGAAACACAGCCUAUAGAUCCUGAUCAUAUCACUGUUGGUGCAUUAAUGAAGGCAUGCUCCAAUGCUGGUCAGGUUGAUCGAGCAAAAGAAACAUACAAGAUGAUCCAUGAAUAUAACAUUAAAGGAAGUCCGGAGGUAUAUACAAUUGCUUUAAAUUGUUGCAGCCAGACUGGUGAUUGGGAGUUUGCAUGUAGCGUGUACAAUGACAUGAAAAAGAAAGGAGUUGUUCCUGAUGAGGUUUUUCUUAGUGCACUAAUAGAUGUUGCCGGACAUGCUGGAAAGUUGGAUUGUGCUUUUCAUAUCUUACAAGAUAACAAGACUCAAGGAAUACAUCUUGGAAUUGUAUCGUAUAGCUCAUUGAUGGGAGCAUGUAGCAAUGCCAAAAACUGGCAGAAGGCCCUGGAGCUAUAUGAAAACAUCAAGUCUAUCAAACUGAAACCAACAGUUUCAACUAUGAAUGCUUUGAUCACUGCCUUGUGUGAUGGGGAACAGCUGCCUAUGGCUAUGGAAAUUCUUUCUGAGAUGAAGAAGUUAGGCUUAUGCCCUAACACUGUCACAUAUUCUGUUCUCUUGGCAGCAAGUGAAAAGAAGGAUGAUCUAGAAAUGGGUCUCAUGUUCCUUUCUCAAGCCAAAGAAGAUGGAAUUGCACCAAAUCUUGUUACAUGUAGAUCUAUAGUUGGAAUGUGCUUGCGGAGGUUUGAGAAGGCUUGUAUUUUUGGUGAGCCUGUUGUAGCUUUCAGCUCAGGACGGCCGCAAAUUGAAAAUGAAUGGACAUCGCUAGCCUUGAUGGUUUAUCGUGAUACAAUCAUAGGUGGUACAAUACCUACAGUGGAAGUUGUUUCACAAGUUCUAGGAUGCUUGCGGCUCCCUUAUGAUGCUUUAUUGAAGAAGAGACUGAUUGAGAACUUGGGAAUCAGUGCUGAUUCAUCAAGACGUUUUAACCUUUGUUCACUAGUUGAUGGAUUUGGAGAGUAUGAUCCUCGAGCUUUUUCUUUACUUGAGGAAGCUGCUUCUCUUGGAAUUGUUAAAUGUGCAUCCUUCAAAGAAAGUCCAAUUGUAGUUGAUGCAAGAAAUUUGUAUAUUUAUACUGCUGAGGUAUAUAUUUUAACUGUUCUCAAAGGUCUGAAGCACCGGCUAGCUGCUGGUGCAAAGCUACCAAACAUUACUCUCUUACUGCCAAUAGACCAGACACAGAUUAUAUCUCCUGAAGGAGAGAAGGCAAUCAACCUUGCUGGAAGAAUUAGCCAGGCUAUUGCAGCAAUGCUGAGAAGGUUGGGACUAACUUACCAAGGAAAUGAAUCAUAUGGAAAGAUCAGGAUCAAUGGUCUCACACUAAGAAGGUGGUUUCAGCCAAAGCUUGCUUCUCCUUUCAGUGGAAAACCAGAUGAGUUGAAUUCAUCCCUAGCACGAUUGGGAAAAGGAAUCAGUCAUCAGCAGCGCAAUAUUCGGACUGGCAAUCUGUCUCUAGAUUAGAUGCAUGACAUUAAUUAUUAUUUCCAAUCUCAGAAACUUCUGAAGCCAUGGGUUCUGUAUUUCCAUGAACUUUUGUUCAGUUCAAUUGAUGACCUAAGAUGCACAUUCCUGCCCCACGGCUUGUUCAUUCCAUUUACCGAUUGUCGAGAACAGGAUAAAGGAUCUGAAGGCACAUAUUCCAUGAACUUGGCAACAGAACAGUGAGCAAGGAUGGUGAUUACAUAGAUGAAGCUCGGAUCUUGCGUCGAUCCAUGCUGAGUCAGUAGAGAUGUUGAAAUAAAGUACAAGGCAGUGGCCACGGGAGGAGUCCUAAUCAAGCUUAAGAGUUUAUUAAUUUAGAGGAGCAAGCUUUAGAUAUUCUUUUUCCUUUUUUUUUCCUUAUAAAUGUAUUAAUGGUUGUAUAAAUAUCAUAUAGAGAUUUUAAGAUUAUGAUCCAUUAUUGUUACAGUUUGUAUCUGCAA
This is a messenger RNA of Carica papaya (papaya), 3895 nucleotides long. The record is from RefSeq and is a predicted model, not a curated record. Lineage: Eukaryota; Viridiplantae; Streptophyta; Magnoliopsida; Brassicales; Caricaceae.